Perca fluviatilis (European perch) is the source of this 5790-nucleotide messenger RNA. RefSeq names its product zinc finger protein 740a (gene znf740a). Gene Ontology annotation, cellular component: nucleus. The record is from RefSeq and is a predicted model, not a curated record. NCBI's taxonomy places the organism in Eukaryota, Metazoa, Chordata, Actinopteri, Perciformes, Percidae. Gene Ontology annotation, biological process: regulation of transcription by RNA polymerase II. The coding region runs from base 525 to 2510 and encodes 661 amino acids. Gene Ontology annotation, molecular function: RNA polymerase II cis-regulatory region sequence-specific DNA binding; DNA-binding transcription factor activity, RNA polymerase II-specific. The transcript is spliced from 21 exons.
AGCCGCCAAAACUACCACAAUAUGUCUGCUAAUCCCUAUUUCUGUCAUUUUAGUGUCCACUCCUUCCUUGUUAUCUGCGUCUUUUCAGUCGUCGUCUGAAUCUGCUACAGACACGCAAGCUACCCCAUAACAACAUUUAAAGGCGUAAGAUCUUCACAACGAUAUAAAAAUGCAUUAACAAACAGAUUCUGUCCGCACUUAAACCAUAGACUGUUAAUAUUACAGUCUGUGACUUAAACCAACGCUCUCUGUUCACUGGGAGCUGGUCGAAGAAGAUGACCCUUUUCUCUUCGCUUGAGAAAGCUUUGCUGCUGUGUGGGGGAGAGAGAGGGGGUUACAUCCUGUGGCGUUUCCUGUGUUUGUAAACUAGACGGUCUUGAAAACGUCGGGCGAGUGAAGCUGAAAGUUUAAAUGCUAGAUGAGUGAGGUGGGUGUGGCUUCCCACCAGCCCGACCAUCCUGACUGACGGAUCUCUGGAUGACCUUGUCCCCACCCCUGUCCCUGCGCUCACAUACACCACAGCAAUGUCACAUCUGCCCAGCAGCUCAGUCCGCGACCAUAUGAAAUGGGCGGGGCUGCUUGGCUGCGAGGCUGUCCUCUCCAGCAUGGCCCUGAUGCAGGCCAGCUCCAUGGCCGCUCCGCCCAAAAAGAUGAUGGCUCCACUUGGCCAUGGACCACCGCAGAGAGAGGGACCUGAUCGUGCUCCCCAGAGCCAUAUGAUCCUCCCAUCCGGAAUGAGCUGUCCACCCCUGGUUAGGACCCACUUCGGAAAUCUUAUCCGGAAGGAAGGUGAAUUCCAAGCUCCCCGCCUGCUGGAUGAGAAGGAGAUGAGGGCCAACGAGGACAUGCAGCAGAAAAAAAAGAACAGGAAAUCAGUUACGCCCUGCAAAGUGAGAGAACAAGAAGGAAGGGGAGGGAAGGGCACAGGUGGAGAUGAGAAUGGUCCAUCAUCCAAAGUGCAGAAAAACUUUAUUUGUGAUCACUGUUACGGAGCAUUUAGAAGUGGAUACCACCUGAAGAGACACAUCCUCAUUCAUACAGGGGAGAAGCCGUAUGCUUGUGCCGUAUGUGACAUGAGGUUUAUUCAGCGUUACCACCUGGAGAGACACAGCCUCAUUCACACGGGGGUGAAGCCGUACGCUUGUUCCAUGUGUGACAUGAGGUUUUUCCAGCGUUACCACCUGGAGAGACACAGACUCACUCAUACGGGGGUGAAGCCAUACGCUUGCUCCAUGUGUGACAUGAGGUUCUUCCAACGUUACCAUCUGGCAAGACACAGCCUCACUCAUACUGGGGUGAAGCCAUACGCUUGCUCCAUGUGUGACAUGAGAUUUUUCCAACGCUACCACUUGGCAAGGCACAGCCUCACUCAUACGGGGGUGAAGCCAUAUGCUUGCUCCAUGUGUGAUAUGAGAUUUUUCCAGAGAUACCACCUGGCAAGACACACUCUCACCCAUACGGGGGUGAAGCCAUACGCUUGCUCCAUGUGUGACAUGAGGUUCUUCCAGCGUUACCAUUUGGCAAGACACAGCCUCACUCAUACUGGGGUGAAGCCGUAUGCUUGUACCAUGUGUGACAUGAGGUUUAUACAACGUUACCAGCUGGAGAGACACAGUCUUACUCAUACGGGGGUGAAGCCGUACGCUUGCACCAUGUGUGACAAGAGGUUUUUUCAGCGCUACCACCUGGCAAGACACAGCCUCACUCAUAUGGGUGUGAAACCUUAUGCUUGCACCAUGUGUGACAUGAAGUUUUUUCAGCGUUACCACCUGGCGAGACACAGCCUCACUCAUACGGGUGUGAAACCUUAUGCUUGCACCAUGUGUGACAAGAGGUUUUUUCAGCGCUACCACCUGGCGAGACACAGCCUCACUCAUAUGGGUGUGAAACCUUUUGCUUGCACCAUGUGUGACAUGAGGUUUGUUCAGCGUUACCACCUGGCGAGACACAGCCUCACUCAUACGGGUGUGAAACCUUAUGCUUGCACCAUGUGUGACAAGAGGUUUUUUCAGCGCUACCACCUGGCGAGACACAGCCUCACUCAUAUGGGUGUGAAACCUUUUGCUUGCACCAUGUGUGACAUGAGGUUUGUUCAGCGCUACCACCUGGCGAGACACAGCCUCACUCAUACGGGGGUGAAGCCGUAUGCUUGUUCCAUGUGUGACAUGAGGUUUAUUCAGCGUAACCACCUGGAGAGACACAGCCUCACUCAUACGGGAGAGAAGCCAUUUGCUUGUGACAUGUGUGAUAUGAGGUUUAUCCAGCGCUACCACCUUGAGAGACACAAGCGUGUCCAUAGUGGGGAGAAGCCUUACCAGUGUGAACGGUGCCAGCAGAACUUUUCACGGACAGACCGGCUAUUGCGGCAUCGGCGGUUGUGUCAGGGUCGCGGCGUAGCCAAAGUAGAGAACCAGCCAUGCUGCGAACCACGCCCAUACCCCCAAGAACCCCCGCCCGCACCCCAAACUUGGAGUCCCCUGCACCCACCUCCAGGCCGACUGGCGGUUUGACAUUCCACCUUCCGUACAUCCACAACACCGCCGAGACGGGACAAGCCACAGGGUUUCUUCUUCUCAGCUCUGUGCUGAGUGACGCCACGCUCUAGCACAGACUGAUCUUGCAGCUCUAGUCCUGGGAUUACUAACGACAGAGGGACAUUUGUGUUUUUUGUUUUGUUGACUUUUUACUGUUUCCUUUACCUUCCUGUUUUUUUAAAGACGAGACUUUUCUGUGAUGAACAGUGGUCCUGUUUUGUACUUAAUCUAUUUGAUUUAAAAAAAAGAAAAAAAAAAAGGUUUUUAUUGUUCAAAUAUAUCUGCAUUUGGUGGUACUCGGGAAGGGCUAUGGGUAUUGUUGAUCCUGAUGUGUUAGCAACAAAAUGGGAUGAAGUGGUGAGAGAAAAGUAUUUGAGCUUCUUUCUAAUUGUUCAUGUGGCCCAUUUUGACUCAAAAAGAUUCUCACUUAGGUCAGAAUUAGUAAAACUGAACUUUCCUUCCAGGUGAAGCAAGGAAACCACUCUGUGACAUCUCAUGGAGGCCAGAUCCUGCUCGCCAUUGUCACUAACGUAGUGCUCAGCAUUACGACAUUUCAAUGAAAGCAGUAUCUGGUCUAAAUAUAAUUCGAACUAUAGGAUUUCCAUGACUUUAUCAACUUAGGAGGUACAAUUUUAUUGAUUACUUUGUGUAAAUAAUUGAAAAUGUUUUAUUAUUGUUUCACUAUGGGACUUAAGUGGUGAGUGUUUUUUGUAUACAAAAUGGGCCAAAAACAAACUCAUUAGAAAUGGGUUCAAAUACAGUCUUCUUCCAUCGUUUCAGUGAAAUCAUAAGGAAACCUGAGUAACUUGUGUGUUUAUUAAAACAAAGUAAUAUCAGGCCGCGCUUCAUAACUGUAAACCAGGACUUUCAAGAAGUGGAUGAGAGGGGCAGCCUGCGGUUGACUGGCUCUGUACGACAUGAAGGCUGGGUCACAGGAGUAUCACCUGUGGAUCUCCCGUUCUGUGACGUGCUGAUGACUCAGGAAAUGGCACAGGAUGGCAGCCUUGGCAAGUCGUCCUCCCACACUUAACAGAGAGUUAUUGCAAGUUCAGCUGUGUAUGUACACAGUAUGUAUACGCAGAGAUCCCCAGUACGUAACCGAAAAGUGUCUCUCCUUGCUCUGUCCAUAGAUUCUGGUCUAAAAUGGCACAGGUUGGCCACUUGAAGUCCCAUUAUGUUGUUUGUACAGAUACUCUCAUUGUGAGAUUAUCGGGGGUAUACAAAAUCUUGUGGCCUUAGUGUGUAUCUUUUUUUUAUUUUUUAUUUUUUUUUGCCUUUUAUCUCAACAGUUUUUUAUUGUGGAUCAGACGUAUUUAAGACGAGACGGCCUUUCAUCAUGGUUUUUUGUUUUCUCUUUUUUUUCCUAAAGCUGUCAUGGUUACAGAAUGUUGAUGGCUUCAGUGGCGCUAAAACAGACUAAUGUGUUCUCCUGUCGAGAGAGGUUGUCUUUUCAUGAUAAUGAAUAUUUUGGGUCAUUGUUACUGAUUACAGUGUAACACAGUAUGUGAAGCCCCGGCAGUUUGACAGUCCUUGUGAGAAGUCUAGUGCUAAACUGUUUCCCACUCCAGUGCUAUGGCUGGUCGCACGCCAUGGCAGAAUCAACACUUGCUUGACUCUACUACACACUAACAAUUGCCUUUUUUAUCCAAAUAUUAUGUGGUUGGUGUGUAAUAAUGGGUGUCUGUCAUGUCCUUGGGUUUAGCCUUAAGUAAGUGCGGAUACACAAAUAAUCAUUGUAGUACUAAAUGAUACUGUAACAAACCAUUUCUUUUACAUAUGAUGAACUUUGAUCGUACGGUGUGAAAGUCUUUGACGGGCAGACAGCAGAGAAGCGGGUUGACCACUUUGCUGCCUGUUGAAAAAGUUUCUCAAACUUGAUCCUUUCGGUGACUGGUGAGGUAGUGAUCGCAUUGUCCUAACUGUUCUGUUGAAGCCAGAAAUGGAAGUGCUAAGUGAGAGGAUUUGGCUGAACAUGCAUGUACAUAUCUAGACAUUACAACUGCUCUUUGAUGUCUGAGCAAGUAACAAAACCCAUCAUGGUUGAUUUCAGGGGACGAGAGAACGUUGUUGUUUUUUUCUUCUGUUUUUAUUUUUUAUUUUUUUAUGUAAAAGGUCCAGGUAAGCUUCAGUGAAUGUGGAGAUGGAAUCCCAGAGUGUAUUAUCUGGUGUCUGAUUUCUAGGAUGAACAGAUGUUUGUUUGAUUCAAGUAAGGAGCAGAUUACAGAGUUCAGUAAUAUUUUACCAAAAGUAUUAUUGGGGAAAAUUAGGAAAGGAAAGGUCCAUUGAUAUCAAGGCAAAGUUGUGCGACGGUUUAAGUGUACAGAGAUGGGAUUCAGUUUGUGUGUUUUGAUAAGAUUAACUAAAACCCAGUGGCAGCAAAGGCGGCAAGUUUGAGAAAUCCAUUAAUUUGCUCUGGAAAGACUAUUCCAAAUGUGGAAGGGAUACUGCUGCUGCGAGCAUGUACUGAAAUGGCUGAAGGGCAAUACAUUAUAUAGUUGACAUCACUUGUUAAUACCUUUUUUUUGUCUUUUUUUUUUUUAAUUGUUUUUAGUAUUAUCAAUCUCAUUGUUAAAAUGCAAUAGAGUCCUUGAGUCACAGAUCAUUUGUUUAUAAGAUUGAGGUUUAAUUUUUCAGGCAGAUAUUUGUCUGAGAAUUUCUCAUAACAUUUGGAUUGUUUCGAGGACCUUUUUUAUUCUGAUGAAAUUGUAAACACUGGAGUGAAAGGAAGAAAAAAAAAAAAAGGACGGAUGGAUAUUUUUUCCUUCAGACUGUGUUAGAUUUUAGGUUUUAGACCAAGCCUAUUUCUCCUCAACUUGACACAGAAGGUGGACAGAACAAUUUGGAUCAGUACAGUUGAGAGCCCAGUAUGUUCGGUAAUUUAGAGGCAGUAGUACCACAAGAAAAUGUUUUCUUUCUUAUACGAAGUCCCUGGUAUUUGUAGUAAAUUAUAUUGAUAAUGGUAUUAGAUGAACAACAGCAUAACAGUAGCUAUCACAGAUUAGUUGUUUUCUUUAUUAGUCUUGCAUGCAGAGUUAUGGUCCUCCGUUAAGAUAGGAUCUUGAUAUUGAUUAUUUUGUGUAGGAAAAUGAGUGCAUAAGAAUAACUUCCUAAAAAAAAAAUAAAAAAAAAUGUUACAAUGAUUAUUGUAAAAUGGGCUAACUAAUAUGUACCCUUGUGAUCCAAUUAGUUUCAACUAUAUGAAAAUCAGAGGAGAGGCUUCUUACUAUUAUGCGGAAAUAAAAUAAUUUGUAAAGGA